Molecule: messenger RNA, 1757 nt
Organism: Phytophthora infestans T30-4
Lineage: Eukaryota; Oomycota; Peronosporomycetes; Peronosporales; Peronosporaceae
Exons: 6
Coding region: 141-1757 (538 amino acids)
Biological process (GO): regulation of DNA-templated transcription
Molecular function (GO): sequence-specific DNA binding; DNA-binding transcription factor activity
Source: RefSeq, a predicted model, not a curated record
UUCACGUCGCGCAACGCAGUGCGCCCACAGACCUUCAGACCGCCAGUCGCGCCACUAACAUAGCUACUUGCCGAACAUUUCGCGGCCCCGAACAGCCCAGUACAGGAACAGGAAAACAGGAAAACAGGUUAAGACUUGCCAUGGCCAAGCGCAUCAGAGUGGCAAAGCAGGAGGCCGCGCCCGCGGGUCUCCCAGAUGCAGCUAAUGCGGCUACCAACACUGCACCCAAAAGCAAGGCGGCAACGCCCUCAAGCGCCGAGGGAAAGCACGUGAUGCUGCCCGCGUUUCUGUCCAAGACGUACGAAAUUUUCAGCAUGCCCGAGUUCUCGCAUGUCUGCGGCUGGAACGCCAACGGAGACACCAUCAUCGUGUCGCAGCUCGAAGCCUUUGUGGCCAUGGUGCUGCCGCGCUUCUUUAAGCACCGCAACUUUCCGUCUUUCGUGCGUCAACUCAACCUCUAUGGCUUCCACAAGACGGUGCUGGACUCGAAGCGUCUCGAGUUCCAGCAUCCGUACUUUAAGCGCGGCCGACCGGACCUGCUGCACCACAUCAAACGCAAAGUAUCCAACAGCAACCACCACAACCAGCAGCUCGUCAACUCGUCCAUCCAGCAGAACUCGCGGCUGGAUGCGCAUCGAGAAAUCUCCGACACGUUACUGCGUGAGAUGAAGGAGCUGCGUCAGCGCAGCGACGUCAUGGAGAAGCGUCUUCGCGAGGUGGAGAUCGACAACGCGAUUGUACGCAGUGACAAUCUCAAGUUGUGGAAGCACCUGGAGCAGGCCAAGGACAAGCAGUUGAUUAUGCAGGAGAAGAUGAAGAAGAUCAUGUGGAUCCUGUUCCAGAUCUACCGCGGGAAGCAACAGAAUCUCCCCAAACUGUCCGGCAACGACGCGACGGGCGCAGUUAUCAGCGAAGACUGCAUCCACAGCAGUAUGCUUGGUCCCAAGGAAUUUCGUGAUGUAUUGCGCUUCUUGGCGAUGGACGAGCCCCCGCUAUUGCCUGGAUCGACCGAUGUCGCCACUGCAGCUGCUACGUCGCGAAAACGGAAGUUCGUCGAGGUUCCGUCGGAUGUCAGUGGCGCUGCUCCGUAUAAAUUAGAUGUAGAGCCAUCGUCUGUUAUCGACAUGUCCAGUGCAGUGGAGGAAUCCAACCCGUUUGCAAUGACUGUGCCGUCCAGCUCACUCACCAUGGCGCACGCGGACAGUGUACACAACAACGUGCUGAGCAUCUUUUCGCCGAUUAAAAGUGCACUUAACAGCAGUGUACCCAACGUUGAUACGACGCUGGGUGGACUUCUAACGAAUGGUGUGGCCUCUCCGCGAGUAUCGUCGCCGCCGCCGACCGUAUCGACGCCUACGACGUCGACUCCGACGGCAUCGGCGCCGACUGCACCUACUGUGACUGUGUCGACACCAAACGUCAGUACAUCGGCCGCUAGCAGUCCGGCACCGAGCGAGAAAGCAGCUGCAGUUGACGCCGCGGCGGAUGCGAACCACCAGCUGGCGUUUCUGGACGAAGAACUCCCUUUGCUGCCGGAAUCCGACCACUACAGCUUCAGUGACGGCGAACAGCAGGCAGUAAUGAAGAAGCUCGAGGAUUUUGAGACGUCACUUUUGGACGAAUACGACGUCAGUUGCCUUGACACAUUGCUACAGCAACUGAAAAACGCUAAUGGAGAGAAACCGGCAGGAAUUUCGGUGGCAGAACCGGAGGAAGUUGUCGUGGGACCGACCAACGCGUCGCCGAACGAUGCGUAG